UCAAGAUAGCAUGUGUCAAGGCAUAUUAUUUACUCGAUCCGGAGUUGUCUAUAGUAGAGAUAGCGGCACGCCAAGAGGCAUCCAAGCUUAAGCUCAAAUUCCAGUCUCGCAAUGGCAUUCGAAGGGAAGGUUGUUUUAAUUACCGGAGCAUCGUCAGGAAUUGGCGUCGGAACGGCAAUUUUAUUUGCUGAACAGGGGGCAAAAUUGGCCAUUACUGGACGCAAUGAAGAACGUCUCCGGGAGACUUUGGGUAAAUGCAAAUCCCCAAAAUCUGGACGCAGCAAUGCGAUAAUUGUGGCCGAUGUGACAAAGGAGGAUGAUGCCAAGAAGAUCAUUAAUAAUACCAUUGCGCACUUUGGUCAGUUGGAUGUUCUGGUGAAUAAUGCGGGAAUUUUGGAAGGUGGGUCCAUCGAAAACACAAGCUUGGAACAAUACGAUAGUAUUAUGAACACCAACGUGAGGUCCGUUUAUCACUUGACCAUGCUAGCUGUUCCGCAUCUUAUCAAGACCAAGGGCAAUAUCGUUAAUGUAUCCAGUGUGGCAGGAACUAGAUCUUUUCCGAAUAUCCUGGCAUAUGGCAUGUCCAAGAGCGCUGUGGACCAAUUCACCAAGUGCACAGCUCUUGAGUUGGCGCCUAAACAAGUUCGCGUAAAUGCCGUAAAUCCAGGUGUUAUCGUAACGGAUAUCCACAAGCGAGGCGGAAUGGACGAUAAGGCCUAUGAGGAAUUUCUUGAGCGCGGCAGGACCACUCAUGCGCUAGGACGUGUGGGGACAGUGGAUGAAGUGGCGGAAGGUAUUGUUUUCUUGGCCAGCGACCGAGCAUCCUUUAUCACUGGUGCCAACUUGCCAAUUUGUGGUGGGCGCCACAUUAUGUGCCCACGAUAGAUUUAUGUUCUCACCCAUAAAUUAUCCUUUGGGAUUAUCAUUGUGCAGAGAGUCUAUAGCGUUAGUGCGGAAAAUGACUACAGGAAUUUUAUACCACUGCAUUAUUUUGCUUACUAGAUGCUUUUCUAAAUAAUUUAAUGAUGCAAAUGUAUUGAUAUAAUGAAUUCUAAUAAAUAAAAUUGUCUAUUUUUGGAAAAA
Messenger RNA from Phlebotomus papatasi, 1083 nucleotides. Its product is annotated as 3-oxoacyl-[acyl-carrier-protein] reductase FabG-like. Gene Ontology annotation, molecular function: oxidoreductase activity. Lineage: Eukaryota; Metazoa; Arthropoda; Insecta; Diptera; Psychodidae. The transcript is spliced from 4 exons. The record is from RefSeq and is a predicted model, not a curated record. Bases 112 to 885 code for a protein of 257 amino acids.